Dipodomys spectabilis (banner-tailed kangaroo rat) is the source of this 968-nucleotide messenger RNA. RefSeq lists its product as uncharacterized. Bases 117 to 968 code for a protein of 283 amino acids. The record is from RefSeq and is a predicted model, not a curated record. NCBI's taxonomy places the organism in Eukaryota, Metazoa, Chordata, Mammalia, Rodentia, Heteromyidae. The transcript has 2 exons.
GGUGCUACGUCCCCGAAGCCGUCUCUGCUGCCAUCCCGCCCCAGGAAGAGAAGUUAAAAUGUAAGAGCAACCCAAUGGGCAAUCUCCCCAACAGAUGGUGACAAGAAAUCAUCCAGAUGGGGUGCAGGUGCUGUAAAAUGAUACAAAGCUAUCUCUUUGAUCCAGUCCAAUUGCCCUCCCCUGGCUAUGUCAAUGAAGUAAGCGGCUGCAAGUUGGAAGAAGACGACACUGUGAAGUUGAAAGGCAACCUAAGCAGUGAGGUCCUGGUGCACAAAAAUGUCCUUCCUGAUAAAGGUUUAGGAAGGACCGAGAGCAGAGGUAGGACAACUGGUCUACCUCACCAAGGACCACUUCCACAGGAGGAGACUGGAGGAAAACACUGUGUCACAAUCAAUGGCAUCAGCCCCACUCUGCAAUCCAGGAGUCCAAAACCCCAGCAGGGGGACAGUGGCUCCUGGGCCAGCACUGCAGACAGCAGCCACCCGACCCAACCCUUCCUUGAAGGAGAGGACAACAGGAAACAGGACUGUGUGCUACCUGCCUCAGAAGAGACCCAAGGAGGGACCCAAGGCAUCCAAAAUGGAGAAAACAGAGUCACCUCAGAGGUAGACAGUAGUGCCUUGGACAUACCAGAUCAUAUCCUGCAGAUACCAGCCCCGGAUUACCCUCAGCUUUGGGAUCCUGCUACAGAUGAUGGGGAUCAUGAAGAGAAGGACUAUCUUUUCCAGAACCACCCGGAAGAUAAGCCCCUGGGAGAAAUUCACCCCAGGGCCGACGAUCAUGGUUUGAAUCUGUCCUUCCCCAGGAAAAGGAGCUGGGAUUCACUAAACGAGGCCAUGACCACAGAAGUUCUGAACGUCUACUUCGAAGAGAAUGAUCCUCUUCAUGCCAUGCCUGGGGAUGAUUCCAGAAUGAAAGAAGAGGGCUCUCACAGAGCAGAAGGAGACACGGAUGUGGAGGUGGAAUAG